GUGUGCAUCGUGCAGAAGAGAGACACGGAGAAGAUGUACGCCAUGAAGUACAUGAACAAGCAGCAGUGCAUCGAGAGAGACGAGGUCCGAAACGUCUUUAGAGAGCUGGAGAUUCUGCAGGAAAUUGAACAAGUGUUUUUAGUAAAUCUCUGAGGACAUGUUUAUGGUGGUGGACUUGCUCCUUGGUGGAGAUUUGCGAUACCACCUCCAGCAGAACGUUCACUUUUUGGAAAGCACCGUGAAGCUCUACAUCUGUGAAUUAGCCCUGGCUCUGGGAUACCUCCGCAGUAAGCACAUCAUCCACAGGGACGUGAAGCCCGACAACAUCCUGUUAGAUGAACAAGGCCACGCCCACCUGACUGACUUCAACAUCGCAACGAUCAUCAAGAAUGGAGAGCGAGCCACAGCGUUAGCCGGAACCAAGCCUUACAUGG
Messenger RNA from Austrofundulus limnaeus, 434 nucleotides. RefSeq names its product serine/threonine-protein kinase 32C. Gene Ontology annotation, molecular function: G protein-coupled receptor binding; G protein-coupled receptor kinase activity; ATP binding. The record is from RefSeq and is a predicted model, not a curated record. Gene Ontology annotation, biological process: G protein-coupled receptor signaling pathway; protein phosphorylation; regulation of signal transduction. NCBI's taxonomy places the organism in Eukaryota, Metazoa, Chordata, Actinopteri, Cyprinodontiformes, Rivulidae.